Messenger RNA from Encephalitozoon romaleae SJ-2008, 1704 nucleotides. Its product is annotated as DNA replication factor C subunit. Gene Ontology annotation, cellular component: nucleus; DNA replication factor C complex. NCBI's taxonomy places the organism in Eukaryota, Fungi, Microsporidia, Unikaryonidae. Bases 1 to 1704 code for a protein of 567 amino acids. The record is from RefSeq and is a predicted model, not a curated record. Gene Ontology annotation, molecular function: ATP hydrolysis activity; DNA clamp loader activity; DNA binding. Gene Ontology annotation, biological process: DNA replication; DNA repair. The transcript has a single exon.
AUGUCUUUGGAGAAAGAACCAUUAAAGGGAAAAGUAUUUGUAUUUACUGGGGACAUGAAGAUCAGCAGAGAUGAUGCAAAAACAAAGGUGAUGGUUCUAGGAGGAAGAUGCACAACGGUACCAUCAUCAAAGACUACCUUUCUUGUCACAGGUGAAAACCCUGGAGCUUCAAAGAUGCAGAAAGCAAAAGAACUAGGCAUAGAAAUUCUAAAUGAAGAGGAUUUUACUAAACUGAUCAAGAACAAUGAAAAAGAGCUCGAUAAUGUAAUAGAAAUAGGUAUAGACACAGGGGGGAAUUCCAGGGUCACCGAUGUGUCUAGCUUGAGCGGUAUAUGGAGUGAGAAAUACAGACCUAGUAAGAAGAAUGAAAUUGUAGGAAAUGUAGGGAUUGUCAAGCAAUUAGAGGACUAUCUCCAGGGACAUACGAAAUACAAAGCAGUUCUAUUAAGUGGGCAGCCAGGGGUCGGAAAAACAACUAUGGCGCAUGUAGUUUGCAAAUAUCUUGGGCUUGAUGUGGUUGAAUUUAACGCCAGUGAUGUUAGAAGUAAAUCAGAGAUAAGCAGUAAAAUAAGAAGUUUUGUGAACAGCCAAUCUGUUUACUCAAGAGAAUCUAAGAAAAAAGUUCUCAUAAUGGAUGAAGUUGAUGGGAUGUCAAGCGACAGAGGAGGUAUUCCUGAGCUUGUUAAUGUAAUUAAGGAGGCUAUGAUACCAAUCAUAUGCAUAUGCAAUGACCGCAAUAACCUGAAAAUAAGAACGUUAUCAAACCAUUGUCUAGACCUAAGAUUUAGGAAGCCAGAUCCUAGGCAAAUGCUUUCGAGAAUCAGAUACAUAAUAGAUAAGGAGGGAAAAAGAAUAUCAGACGGAUUGCUUAACGAAAUAAUAGCAAAAAGCAACGGAGACAUAAGGUAUGCGAUCUGUAUGGUGCAAAGCAUCGCGCUUAGAAAGAUGGUUAGUCCAAGUAUAGCUAAAAGCUUUGUCAGAAAAAAUGUGAUGAAAAAUGUAUUUGAUAUAGCAGGAGAGGUUUUUCAGAGAAAAUCCAUUUCUGAAAAGAUCGAUCUUUAUUUUGAGGAUUAUUCUCUAAUUCCGCUUUUUGUAAGCGAAAACAUUCUAAAAACCCCAUUCAAGAGCGCAAGAGAUCUUACGGAGUGUUUUGACUCUAUUAGCUUGGGAGAUGUUGUUGAAAAGCUCAUAAGAGGGGCUGACCAGGAUUGGAGCCUGGCUCCACUUCAUGCAGUGUAUAGCGUUGUAAUACCUACUAAAGGGAGGCCUUUAACAAAGAAAAUGAUGUUUCCGUCAUGGCUCGGGCAAAAUUCUAAGCACUCAAAAGCAGAAAGAAUUCUAUACAUGGCUUCGAUGCAUUCAUCAUGCAAAAUUAGAGUUAAUACAGAGGAGCUUAGAAAAUAUGCCUUGGAGCUAAUAUUAAAAAAACAUGCAUAUCAUCUGAAAACACAUUGCAUUGAUAAGGCAAUAGACGACAUUGCUGAUUAUGAUAUGACCAAAGAAGAUAUCACUGGGUUGGGAAGUAUACUUCCAGGAGGAGCAGAUCUAUUCGAGGGAGUAGAACGCAAGGCAAGGUUUCUUUUAGAUAAAGAAUACAAAAAACUCAAGAGAAAGCUUCCAUAUGUAGAAGUACAAAAGGAUAAAGAUGAUGAUGACGAAGGUCAGAGUGAAAGUGAAGAAGUCCCUCCUUAUAGAGAGUAUUAA